CUCCUCCUUUUAAUGAAAGGACGAAACUACCCCUUUACUAGGUAUACGUGAGGUGGGAAAAGUUUCAGCCUUUGAGCCAAGCAAAAUUGUUCUUAGAACAAAUUUUGAGAUUUUCUGGAACCCUCUAGAUUUCUGGAGGCAACACAAAAUUGGAGUUUUGACUUAAAGUCAUCAAUAAUUUGAAUUCUAAGAUUCUGUAUACAUAUUCUUAUAAUGUACUUGUGAAGCUUAGAGACUCAAGAAGCUUCAGUAACAUCUCUUAAUGAUGUCUGAAGAUGGAUACAACACAGAUUUUCCAAGAAACCCUCUUUACAUCUUCUUUAGUGAUUUCAGAUCAGUUUUGAAACUUGAUGAGCUCGGUUUAGAGAUAGCGCGUAUAGCUUUACCUGCAGCACUUGCUUUAACAGCUGAUCCUAUUGCAUCUCUAGUUGACACAGCCUUCAUAGGCCAAAUUGGUCCUGUAGAGCUUGCUGCAGUUGGAGUUUCUAUUGCUUUGUUCAACCAAGUUUCAAGAAUCGCUAUAUUCCCUCUCGUUAGCAUCACAACUUCAUUUGUAGCAGAGGAAGAUGCUUGUAGUUCUCAGCAAGACACAGUCCAAGAUCAUAAAGAAUGUAUUGAAACUGGUAUCAACAAUACAACGGAGGAAACACAAGAAUUGAUUCCUGAAAAAAAUAAAGAUUCUUUAUCAGAUGAAUUUAAAACCGGUAGCAGUAUCUUUAGUAUUAGUAAACCUCCAGCCAAGAAAAGAAACAUACCAUCAGCUUCAUCUGCUUUAAUCAUUGGAGGCUUUCUCGGCCUUUUUCAAGCCGUGUUUCUUAUAUCCGCAGCCAAACCUCUCUUGAGUUUCAUGGGAGUUAAACACGAUUCUCCAAUGCUGAGACCUGCUCAGAGAUAUCUAUCUUUAAGAUCACUUGGUGCACCAGCUGUUUUACUCUCACUUGCGGCACAAGGCGUUUUCCGUGGAUUUAAAGACACCACGACUCCGCUAUUCGCUACUGUGAUUGGAGAUGUCACAAACAUAAUUCUCGACCCGAUUUUCAUAUUCGUUUUCCGUCUAGGCGUAACAGGAGCAGCCACUGCUCAUGUUAUAUCCCAAUACCUUAUGUGUGGAAUACUCUUGUGGAAACUGAUGGGUCAAGUUGAUAUUUUCAACAUGAGUACCAAACAUCUUCAAUUCUGUAGAUUCAUGAAAAAUGGCUUUCUUUUGCUGAUGAGAGUAAUAGCGGUUACAUUCUGUGUAACUCUUUCCGCGUCACUAGCUGCACGAGAAGGAUCAACUUCCAUGGCAGCUUUCCAAGUUUGCUUGCAGGUUUGGUUAGCUACUUCACUUCUUGCAGACGGGUUCGCCGUGGCUGGCCAGGCAAUAUUAGCAAGCGCGUUUGCAAAAAAAGACUACAAAAGAGCUGCAGCAACCGCCUCUCGUGUACUGCAGUUGGGAUUGGUUCUCGGGUUUCUACUCGCGGUUAUACUUGGAGCAGGAUUGCAUUUUGGAGCAAGAGUAUUUACAAAAGAUGAUAAAGUUUUACACCUAAUUAGCAUAGGACUUCCGUUUGUGGCAGGGACACAACCAAUCAAUGCCUUAGCGUUUGUAUUCGAUGGAGUUAACUUUGGAGCAUCCGAUUUCGGUUAUGCCGCAGCUUCAUUAGUAAUGGUGGCUAUAGUUAGCAUCUUGUGUUUACUCUUUCUCUCGUCGACUCAUGGGUUUAUUGGACUUUGGUUUGGUCUCACUAUCUACAUGAGUCUCAGAGCAGCCGUUGGAUUUUGGCGGAUUGGGACAGGAACAGGACCUUGGUCAGUUUUGAAAUUUGAUGAGCUCGGUUUGGAGAUAGCGCGAAUUGCUUACCCUGCAGCACUUGCUCUAACAGCUGAUCCUAUUGCAUCUCUAGUUGACACAGCCUUCAUAGGCCAAAUUGGUCCUGUAGAGCUUGCUGCUGUUGGAGUUUCUAUUGCUUUGUUCAACCAAGUUUCAAGAAUCGCUAUUUUCCCGCUCGUGAGCAUCACAACUUCCUUUGUAGCAGAGGAAGAUGCUUGUAGUUCUCAGCAAAACACAGUCCAAGAUCAUAAAGAAUGUUUUGAAGCCGGUAUUAACAAUACAAAGGAGGAAACUCAAGAACUUAUUCCUGAAAACAUUGAAGAUUCUAUAUCAGAUGAAUCUAAAACCAGUAACACUACCUUUAGCGUUAGUAAAUCUCCAGUCCAUAAGAGAGACAUUCCAUCAGCUUCAUCUGCUUUAGUUAUUGGAGGCAUUCUUGGCCUUCUUCAAUCUGUAUUUCUUAUAUCCGCAGCAAAACCUCUCUUGAGUUUCAUGGGAGUUAAACACGAUUCUCCAAUGCUGAGACCUGCUCAAAGAUAUCUAUCUCUAAGAUCACUCGGUGCACCCGCUGUUCUUCUGUCGCUUGCGACACAAGGUGUUUUCCGCGGAUUUAAAGACACGACAACUCCAUUAUACGCAACAGUCAUUGGAGAUGCUACAAACAUAAUACUCGAUCCAAUAUUCAUAUUCGUUUUCGGUCUAGGCGUAACAGGAGCAGCCAUUGCUCAUGUUAUAUCCCAAUACCUUAUGUGUGGAAUACUUUUGUGGAAACUGAUGGGUCAAGUUGAUAUCUUUAACAUGAGUACCAAACAUCUUCAACUCUGUAGAUUCAUGAAAAAUGGCUUGCUUUUACUAAUGAGAGUAAUCGCAGUAACAUUUUGCGUGACUCUUUCCGCAUCACUAGCUGCACGAGAAGGAUCCAUUUCCAUGGCAGCUUUCCAAGUUUGCUUGCAGGUUUGGUUAGCUACUUCACUUCUAGCAGAUGGUUUUGCGGUAGCUGGCCAGGCACUACUAGCGAGCGCUUUUGCCAACAAAGACUACAAAAGGGCUGCAGCUACCGCUUCUCGUGUACUGCAGAUGGGAUUGGUUCUCGGGUUUCUACUCGCGGUUAUACUUGGAGCAGCAUUGCAUUUUGGAGCAAGAGUAUUUACGAAAGACGAUGAAGUCUUACGCCUUAUUAGCAUAGGCCUUCCGUUUGUGGCAGGGACACAACCUAUCAAUGCCUUAGCGUUUGUGUUCGAUGGAGUUAACUUUGGAGCAUCCGAUUUCGGUUACGCUGCAGCUUCAUUAGUGAUGGUGGCUAUAAUUAGCAUCUUGUGUUUGCUCUUUCUCUCAUCGACUCAUGGGUUUAUUGGACUUUGGUUUGGUCUCACCAUUUACAUGAGUCUCAGAGCAGCCGUUGGAUUCUGGCGGUAAAACUCUCUCUAUGAAACUAUCUGUUUCUUGUAGUAAAAAGGUAAAAACUUA
This is a messenger RNA of Arabidopsis arenosa, 3280 nucleotides long. The record is from the annotation of a GenBank genome assembly. Lineage: Eukaryota; Viridiplantae; Streptophyta; Magnoliopsida; Brassicales; Brassicaceae.